Cynocephalus volans (Philippine flying lemur) is the source of this 792-nucleotide messenger RNA. RefSeq names its product TLC domain containing 5 (gene TLCD5). The record is from RefSeq and is a predicted model, not a curated record. The transcript is spliced from 2 exons. Lineage: Eukaryota; Metazoa; Chordata; Mammalia; Dermoptera; Cynocephalidae. Bases 55 to 792 code for a protein of 245 amino acids. Gene Ontology annotation, cellular component: membrane.
UGUUUUCUUAGGGUGCAUCCUUUGUUUUUCCGGUUUUGGUCUUUUUAUCAUAGGAUGGCAUUAGCUCUGUGUCUGCAGGUGCUGUGCAGCCUGUGUGGCUGGCUUUCGCUCUAUAUUUCUUUCUGCCGCCUGAAUAAGCACCGAAGCUAUGAGUGGAGCUGUCGGCUGGUUACCUUCACCCAUGGAGUCCUCUCUAUAGGCCUGUCAGCUUAUAUUGGCUUCAUUGAUGGUCCUUGGCCUUUUACCCACCCAGGCUCACCCAAUACGCCUCUCCAGGUGCAUGUUCUGUGUCUCACCUUGGGCUAUUUCAUCUUCGACUUGGGCUGGUGCAUCUACUUCCAGUCUGAAGGUGCCCUGAUGCUGGCUCACCACAUAUUGAGUAUCUUGGGCAUCAUCAUGGCCCUGGUGCUUGGGGAGUCAGGCACAGAGGUCAAUGCUGUCCUGUUUGGAAGUGAGGUCACCAAUCCCUUGCUACAGAUGCGCUGGUUUCUCCGUGAAACAGGGCACUACCACAGUUUCACUGGAGAUGUGGUGGACUUCCUCUUUGUGGCUCUGUUCACUGGAGUGAGGAUUGGCGUAGGAGCUCGCCUCCUUUUCUGUGAAAUGGUCUCACCCACUCCUAAGUGGUUUGUGAAGGUUGGGGGAGUAGCCAUGUAUUCUGUGUCUUGGUGUUUCAUGUUCAGUAUCUGGCGCUUUGCAUGGAAGAAAAGCAUCAAGAAAUACCAUGCCUGGAGAAGCAGGUGGGUUGAGGAACGGCAGCUAAAAUGUAAUGGACAUCUCAAGACGCACUAG